Molecule: messenger RNA, 915 nt
Organism: Dictyostelium discoideum AX4
Lineage: Eukaryota; Evosea; Eumycetozoa; Dictyosteliales; Dictyosteliaceae
Exons: 1
Coding region: 1-915 (304 amino acids)
Source: RefSeq, a predicted model, not a curated record
AUGGUUAUGACAAUUUCUCCAACGUUUCAAUUUUUUUCAAAUUAUUUUAAAACAGCAUGGGAUUAUUUAUCAAAUAAUAAUUAUAGUGAAUUAAAUAAUAAUAAAAAUAAUAAUAAAAAUAAUAAUAAUAAAAAUAAUAAUUUUAAUAAUAAUAGUAAUAAUAACAAUAAUAAUAAUAAUAAUAAAGAAUUAGAUGUAAAUAUGUUUUUUCAAGAUCAACAAUUUGAAGAUAUAACUUCAAUAUUGGAUAGUCCAAAUGGUAUAAAUUUAUUUUUUGAAGAAUUUAAAAAAGAACAAGAAUUAUUAGAAUUUAAUAAUAAUAAUAAUAAUAAUAAUAAUAAUAAUAAUAAUAAUAAUAAUAAUAAUAAUAAUAAUAUAAUAAUUGAAGAAGAUAAUAUUAAAAAUAAUUUUAUAGAUGAUAAUAAAUUAAUAACAUUAAUAAAUAAUAAUCAAGAGAUAAUUCAAGCCAAUCAUUAUGUAUAUAGAGCAUUAUCAUGGUUAUUAAAACAUGAUUCAUACUAUGUUAUGAAUAAUGAUAAUUAUGAAAUCCAUCAAUUAAUUUUCCAUUCAAUAUCGUGUGUUAAAAAUAUAUUGGAACUUCAUGAAAUUCCAUCCACUUUCUUACCAAUUGUAAUUAUGUAUGCCGAUAAUUUUGUUAAACGUUGUGGAAUCAAUAAUAAACAAUUGUUAAAUUUAUUAAUUUCAAGUUCAAUAGUUUGUGUAAAAUUCUAUGGUGAAAGUGUAGCUGUCGAUCAUAAAGUUUUAGGUGGCUAUUUCAAUCUUACCAAUAAAGAUCUUUGUUAUAUGGAAAGAUUGUUUUUAAAUGGUAUCAAUUUUCAACUUUAUUCAAAUAAUAGCCAAGUUUUAGAAUUUUUAGAUUCAAUCGAAAAAGAAAAACAAUCUUUUGUUAUAUAA